CAUAAACCGCCCGGAAAAGUAAUUCAAAAACCGGUGGGGAAGUAAUCUCUUGUUUUCCUUCGUUUUCAUCAAUUUUUCUACCAAACCAAUCGCAGCUCCUUUUCUUCGAACUCCAAACAUACAACCGAUUUUCGGUGGGAGAUACGGUCUGAAUCGGUGUGCCAAAUCUCUUGGAGAAAACAUGUUCCUUGUCGACUGGUUCUAUGGAGUUCUGGCAUCGCUGGGUCUCUGGCAAAAGGAGGCGAAGAUCUUGUUCCUUGGUCUUGAUAAUUCCGGAAAAACUACCUUGCUACACAUGCUAAAAGAUGAGAGAUUAGUUCAGCAUCAACCGACGCAGUACCCGACGUCGGAGGAGCUGAGUAUUGGGAGGAUAAAGUUCAAGGCUUUUGACUUGGGUGGGCAUCAGAUUGCUCGCAGAGUCUGGAAGGACUAUUAUGCCAAGGUGGAUGCCGUGGUGUACCUGGUCGAUGCUUAUGACAAGGAGAGAUUUGCAGAGUCAAAAAAGGAGCUUGAUGCACUACUCUCAGAUGAAUCGCUGGCAAAUGUCCCGUUCCUUAUCCUAGGAAACAAGAUUGACAUACCUUAUGCUGCCUCGGAGGAUGAAUUGCGGUAUCAUAUGUGCCUAACCGAAUUCACCACGGGUAAGGGAAAUGUUAAUUUGAGUGACUCCAACGUCCGCCCCCUUGAGGUUUUCAUGUGCAGCAUUGUCCGGAAGAUGGGAUAUGGUGAAGGUUUUAAGUGGCUCUCUCAGUACAUCAAGUAGGCAAAACUUGCAGAGAGAAUAUAUAUUGUCUAUGGUAGUUGCCUUUGUUUUUAGCCGGAGUGUGUUUUCUACCUGUUUCUUUGGUAGCAUAGAUAAGCUGUGUGUUUUUUUUUCUCACUCUGUAUUGGUAUCUAAAUUGCAGAACUAAUAAAGGGAUUGAUGUUCAGUUAAGAAAUAGUAAUGUCUACUGAAGGUGAACGCUAAACUCCACAAUGCAAUUCAUUGGGGUUUCCCCUCUCAAUUUUAAUUGGGAACAAAAAUUUUGUGGUAUGGUCAA
Molecule: messenger RNA, 1040 nt
Organism: Carya illinoinensis
Lineage: Eukaryota; Viridiplantae; Streptophyta; Magnoliopsida; Fagales; Juglandaceae
Product: GTP-binding protein SAR1A-like
Exons: 3
Coding region: 182-763 (193 amino acids)
Biological process (GO): membrane organization; intracellular protein transport; endoplasmic reticulum to Golgi vesicle-mediated transport
Cellular component (GO): COPII vesicle coat; endoplasmic reticulum exit site
Molecular function (GO): GTPase activity; GTP binding
Source: RefSeq, a predicted model, not a curated record